AACCUUCCCAAGUGCAAAAAUCUUCUGCAACAAUGAAGGCUUGGGCUGAUGACCAGUGGCUGCAGAACUUUUGGAUGGUCCACAUUUCUGCAUCUUUGUGCAAAACUCACCAAAAUACAAGCUGCACUGACAGUGGAGAAGAAAAAACAACUGUACUACGGGGAUCUGCAACACCAGAUUAUUAUUGGUCAAUCACUGCUCUCUCUCCUAAACUAAGAUGGAAUGGAUUUCUUUAAUAUUCAAGACUGUGAGCUAAGAUCAUCAGUGAAGACUCAGGAGUUCAAGCUUCCUGGAGUGGAUUCUUCAGAUUUCCAGACAACGAUUUUCUCCAAAAAAGUUGCACCAAGCAAAAAAUUACCUCACUACACAUAAUGGCAAGGAAAUCUUUUGAAGAAAAAAUUGCAAAUGUUUUGGCAUACAUAAGGAGUAGCACAUAUCCUGAAGGAAUGAAUAAAGCAGGCAGACUGAACCUGCGUCGAUAUGCUGUCAACUUUUCAUUGGAAGAGGGGAGAUUGUUCCAUUCAGCAAAAGGAAGAAAGGUUGUCGUUGUGCAUACCAUGAAAGAAGCCCUGCAACUCUUUAAAAGGUAUCAUGACAGUCCAGAGGGUGGACAUCUAGGAAUAUUCAAAACCAGGAAUGCGCUGACAUCAAAAUACUAUUGGCCAGGGAUGACAGAAGACAUUGCCAAUUGGGUUGCACAGUGUCUGACUUGCCAGAAAGAGGGAAAGCAAUCAAAUCUGGAUACCACCUUGAAAAGCAUAAAGGUGAAUUUUUGAAUCAGACACGUUAUGGUUUAUCAUUAUCCAUGGUUAUUUCUGCAAUACAAUGAGGCUUUGAUUUUGAAACAAGUUCAAUGCAUGUCACUCGGAUCUGGGAAUUGGUGGGAAUGGAUUUAAUAGGACCGUUACCAGUAACAAAGGAUGGAUACCAGUAUAUACUUACAGCCAUAGAUUAUCUUUCAAGAUGGGUGGAAGCCUUUCCACUUAGAAAUAAGUCGUCAAUUGAGGUGGUACAGAUCAUGUUCAGCAUGAUUCUUCGACGUGGAUGCCCACAGCGGAUACUGACAGAUCGUGGUGCAGAAUUCAAUAAUAAGGUAAUGAUUUCUUUUUUUCUGGUUAUUUGUACUGUGUACUCAAAGUCACUGUCAGGUCACCCAUAGAUCUCUAACAACCACCAUCUUUUCUUUUUAUAUAUAUAAACUGCUGUUGGUCACCAUCAGUGUUGCUAUAAAAUUAUUUUUCUUCAUAUCUAACAAAGAAACGAACAACUACUUGUUUCCAAAACAAAUAUGAGAAGACAGUUAUGCCUGUUGCUAAUUACACUUAAAAGUAGUGGCCCAUACCCAAAGGAAAAUUCCUCUACACAAGUCUAUAUGUACGUUUAUGGUGUAACUUUUUUUCUUUCAGCUUAACUUGUAUGUUUGUAAUAAAUUAGGAAUAGAACGUAGCUUCACCAGUCCGUACCACCCAAAAACCAAUGGCUUGACUGAAAACGCUAAUAAAUCCAUAAAAAGGUAAGUGAAUGGUGGGAAUCGUACAGUAAUAAUGGCAAGUAGAAUGUGCUAUACUAAAAGAUGCAACUCCCAAAAAAAUCUUCAAAAGCAAUGUGUUACAUGGAAAUCUUUUUUUACAUUACGUAUUACACCUUUUUGAUUGUGUCUGAUCAGUUUCAAACAAGACCGUACAUGUGACUUUCUUUUCUUAAACAAUCAAAUCAAUGUGCCUUUGUUACAGAGCACUGCGGAAGAUGGUUGAUAACAAUGGGAGCAAUUGGGAUAAAUUACUUGAACCCAUUUUGUUUUCUUUGCGAACUAAAAUACAUGCAACAACAAAAUUUUCACCUUUCCGACUAAUGUUUUGUGAUGACGCAGUGUUUCCAGAAGAUGUCUUAGAUAAUUACACGAUCCCAGAUCUGGAUAUGUUCGGGGAAGAUUUCUGCAAAGAGUACAGCAUGAAUAUGAAAUCGAGACAUGACGCUGACAUUGCGCUGGCCCUAAGUAACAUUGCUAAAGCACAAGAAAAACAACAAAGACAUUAUGCUAAAAGAAAGACUUCUAAAUAUGGGGAAAUAACAUUUGAAGUUGGGGACUCUGUUCUGUUACUGAAUGCUAGACAGAGAACAAGAAAAGGAGGAGUAUUGGAAUCUAAAUAUCGGGGACCAUACAAAAUUAUGAGUGUUGAAGGUAAGAGAGUGAAAUUACAAACCAUCUCAGGGAAACAGUUAGGAACCAUGUACAGUAUUGCACACUUAAAACCAGUAAAAGAACCAACAACAUUAGCUGCUGAAAGCACAUCAGAGGGAAAAACUGGAACUGAAAUUGGAGUUGGUGACAGUGAACCAGAAACACCCACGGAAGAGAUUAGAGAAGUGGAUGGCACUGUAUCUCUUGACAGCAAAAUGGAAAACAUAGAGGUCACAGCAAUAGAAAAAGAGGAAUAUAUAGGGCAAGAUGUGUCAAACAAUGAUACAAGUGAUGCUGAUGACAGCUUUGAUGACAUGCUUACAGAGGAAGUGGAAGACAAGCAAUGGUUUCUGAAAGUAAAAUUGUUAAUGACCAGCAAACACACAGAGAGACUAGAGGCCAAAGUGAGAAACAUAAAAUUAUAUGGCUCUUCAUUUCAUUGCCUGAAACCAAGAAGCUGGAUAAGUGAUGAGGUUAUUGAUGCAAUUUUGAGCUGUGUAGUUGAGAAAGCAGAUGGAAAGGUACAAGCCAUCUCAUCAGUAGUUUCCACUGCCAUUCUCUCAGGCAGAGCUACACAAAUGAAAGUGAAGAGUGAAUUACUUCAAAAUGAUAUAUUACUGCUUCCUUACCACACACCAGGUCAUUGGGUUCUUGCGAUAGCCUUGAUGAAAAAAAAGGAAUUGUUAAUAAUUGACCCCUUGUGUGAUGAGAUCAGAUAUGAAAGAACAUGCCUGAGGAAUUGGAGAAACUUCAUCAAACGAUUAACUAGUAAAUCCUCAUCUGAUUGGAACAGUAAAAUUGUGGAGCAUCCCAGACAAAGUGAUGGUCACAACUAUGGACCACUCAUCUUAAAGUUUGCAGAAACAUAUUUGCAGCACAAAGACAUCAGUACGGUGGAAACAACACAGAAGGCUAAUACUGCGUUUAGAAGACAUAUAGCAAUUCUUCUAAUGAAGGAGUCAGAAAGCGUGGAGGACUACUGCAUAUACUGCAACCUUAUCGACUGUGAAAAAGAAAGUGAGGAUUGCACGAUGGUCCAGUGUGAUUCUUGCAAGAGGUGGGCACAUAUACCAUGCAUUACAGAAGGAAACAAUCAAGAAAACCUGACAUAUGAGAAGAAAGAGUACAACUGCAAGACAUGUGCAUAGUUCACUUCAUUAACAAAAAGAAAAAAGGCAAUAAAGAAAACCCAUUGUUUAACUGCCUCUUGUUCAAAACAUAAUGCAACCCAAAGAAAUAUAUUUCUAUGUAUACAAUAGAU
Messenger RNA from Gopherus flavomarginatus (Mexican gopher tortoise), 3443 nucleotides. RefSeq names its product sentrin-specific protease 1-like. The transcript is spliced from 17 exons. Gene Ontology annotation, biological process: proteolysis. The record is from RefSeq and is a predicted model, not a curated record. The coding region runs from base 1717 to 3330 and encodes 537 amino acids. NCBI's taxonomy places the organism in Eukaryota, Metazoa, Chordata, Testudines, Testudinidae. Gene Ontology annotation, molecular function: nucleic acid binding; cysteine-type peptidase activity.